Exophiala spinifera is the source of this 330-nucleotide messenger RNA. RefSeq lists its product as uncharacterized. The transcript has a single exon. The record is from RefSeq and is a predicted model, not a curated record. Lineage: Eukaryota; Fungi; Ascomycota; Eurotiomycetes; Chaetothyriales; Herpotrichiellaceae. Gene Ontology annotation, molecular function: oxidoreductase activity. Bases 1 to 330 code for a protein of 109 amino acids.
AUGGUCUACAAUUCCACGGUCCUGUAUCCUAAUGACGAAGGCGCCACUUUCGACCUCAAGUACUACGUUGACGUACACAUGCCGAUUGUUAUGAAAUAUUGGAGCAAGCAUGGUCUCCGAGGCUAUCAAUUGAUCAACUACGACACAAGCUUCGACGGCAGCAAGCGCUAUAACCUCGGUGCCAUCCUGACGUGGGACAGUAAAGAAAGCAUCAAAAACGCGGUGGCCGACGAGGCAUCCAAGAACGUAUUCCAGGACGUGCCCAAUUUUACCAAUCGUCGGGCGCAUUUCCUGGUUGGUGACUUUGUGGCUAACGAGUCACAUCAGUAA